This is a messenger RNA of Lonchura striata (white-rumped munia), 3072 nucleotides long. Lineage: Eukaryota; Metazoa; Chordata; Aves; Passeriformes; Estrildidae. The record is from RefSeq and is a predicted model, not a curated record.
CCUUUUCUUUUUUUACUGUUUGUCCUGGGUGGGUGAGCAGCUCUUUGGCUCUUUUGCUCUUGGUGUGAUUGUUAUAUAGAGUGAGUGGUAUGGUUAAUUCUGUCACAGAGCAGUGAAAAAUGGGAUACUGAGUAUCAGAGCUGAUGUGGCACCAUCAGUGCUGACCAGGAGAGGUCCUGUGUUUUGCCAUGGGGAAGCACUGCCAGCUUCCUGUUAAACUAUUUUGGCCCUUUAAAACAUAAAAAAAUGGAUUGCUUUGCAAGGUAACAUGUAUAGCGUGAUACAGUUGGUGGCAGCUCUGCAUUACAGGUUGAGGUGCAUUGAAGGAUCUGUGAAUAUUGCAUAUUUUGUGUCCUGAUAAGCUAGAACUUGUCAGCCCUGCUCCACUUUCUCAUAGUCCCAGUGCUUCCCAGGCAAAAGCUGUAACUUGGAUUUGCCUGCUGGAGACAAGCAAGGCAUGAGCUGAGCUAAGAGGAAUUGGGAAUGGCAGACUCUAUCAGCAUAAAAAUAACAUUACUUAAUGACAAACAGGACAAAAGACUAUUUGAAAGAAUUGAGAAGACAACCUGGGAGAAAAUUAAAAUGAGAGGAGAGGGAAAACUGGGCUUUUGUUGUACAGAAGAAACAAAGUCUGAUGAGAGUGGGGAUUCAGGGAAGGGAAAUUGAGUUCAUUGUCACUGAACAUUUAUGAUGUGUGGAUGUAAUUUAUUUUACAGCUGCUCCUCGCCAAUUUUCUUUUUCUUUGGUCAGUUGUUAAAAAACAAAGCCAUCUGCCUUCUUUUCAUGUUAUGCUUGUUUACAUAAACUGGAUGAAUAUUCUCUGAAUGUGAAGUGCAUGUUCUGCAUGACUCUGCUUUCAUUUCUCUUUUUUUUCUUUUUUCCUCCUGUUUUAUUCUGCAGAUUCCACCAAUCUGCAGGCAAGGAUCAUGGCACAGUCUGGGAGGGAACUAUUCAAGACCAUUAUUGGAGCAUUCAGAGAUCCUGCCCAGGUGGCAACUGAUGGAGAAGAGGAUGUGUUGGCAUGGCCAUGCUGGUGGAGGGCUUCACACAGAUCCAAAGGAAGGGCUGAAGGAGAUCGAUGCCAAGAAGAUCAUCAGGGCAAUGCUGUCCUACGUGUGGCCCAAAGACAGGCCCGACCUGCAGGCCAGGGUCGCCAUUUCCCUGGCCUUUCUGGCAAGUGCCAAGGCCAUGAAUAUAUUGGUUCCCUUCAUGUUCAAAUAUGCAGUGGACAACCUCAACCAGGUGUCUGGGAACGUGCUCAACCUCGGCGAUGCCCCAAGCUCUGUGGCCACCCUGGCAACUGCUGUCCUCGUGGGCUAUGGUAUCUCAAGAGCUGGGGCAGCCUUAUUUAAUGAAGCGAGAAAUGCAGUGUUUGGGAAAGUAGCUCAAAAUUCAAUCAGGAGGAUUGCCAAGAAUGUUUUCCUGCACCUUCACAACCUGGAUCUGGCCUUCCAUCUAAGCAGGCAAACAGGAGCUCUGUCAAAAACCAUCGACAGAGGCACCAGGGGCAUCAGCUUUGUUCUCAGUGCUUUAGUGUUUAACCUGGGACCCACAAUGUUCGAAGUGGCUCUGGUCAGUGGAAUUCUGUAUUACAAAUGCGGUGCUGAGUUUGCUUUGGUGACUCUGGGGACACUGGGAGCCUACGCAGCGUUCACGAUAGGAGUCACACAGUGGAGGACAAAGUUUCGGAUAGAAAUGAACAAAGCUGACAAUGAUGCUGGCAAUGCUGCCAUUGACUCGCUCCUGAAUUAUGAGACUGUGAAGUAUUUCAAUAACGAAAAAUACGAAGCCCAACGGUAUGAUGAGUUCCUGAAGACUUAUGAAAAAGCCUCCCUGAAGACUACCUCUACUUUAGCUCUCCUCAACUUUGGCCAGAGUGCUAUAUUUAGUGUUGGUUUAACAGCCAUCAUGGUGCUCGCCAGCCAGGGCAUUAUUGCAGGCAGCCUUUCUGUUGGAGAUCUGGUAAUGGUGAAUGGAUUGCUGUUCCAACUUUCUCUGCCCCUGAACUUCCUGGGAACAGUGUACAGAGAGACAAGACAAGCACUGAUAGAUAUGAAUACCUUGUUUACACUUCUCAGUGUAGAUACCAAAAUUAAAGACAAAGAGCUGGCUGCACCCCUGCAGAUCACCCCCCAGACUGCUUCCAUUGCCUUUGACAAUGUGCAUUUUCAAUAUCUGGAGGGGCAGAAAGUCCUUGCCGGAGUGUCCUUUGAAGUCCCUGCAGGAAAGAAAGUGGCCAUUGUAGGAGGUAGUGGGUCAGGGAAAAGCACCAUUGUGAGGUUAUUAUUUCGUUUCUAUGAACCUCAGAAAGGAAAUAUUUAUGUUGCUGGACAGAACAUUCAAGAUGUCAGUUUGGAAAGUCUGAGAAAGGCAAUAGGAGUUGUGCCUCAGGAUCCUGUUCUCUUCCAUAACACCAUCUACUACAACCUGCUCUAUGGCAACACGGGGGCCACGGCAGAGGAGGUGUACGCGGUGGCCAAGCUGGCAGGGAUCCACGAUGCCAUCCUGAGGAUGCCCAAGGGCUACGACACCCAGGUCGGGGAGCGAGGACUCAAACUCUCAGGAGGAGAAAAGCAAAGAGUUGCAAUUGCUAGAGCAAUGUUAAAGGAGCCACUUAUUUUUCUCUAUGAUGAAGCCACAUCAUCUUUAGAUUCAAUUACAGAAGAGAAUAUUCUCAAAGCCAUGAGGGCCAUGGUGAAGCACCGGACGUCGAUUUUCAUUGCCCACAGGUUGUCCACGGUGGUGGAUGCAGAUGAGAUCAUCGUGCUGGAUCAGGGUAAAGUCGCAGAACGUGGCAGGCACGCAGAGCUCCUGGCAAAUCCCAGCAAUCUCUACUAUGAGAUGUGGCACACACAGAGCAGCAAAGUGCUUCACAGUCACAACCACCCAAACUGGGAGGAGAGAAGUAGCCACACAUCCAAAGAGGAGGAAAGGAAGAAGCUAGAAGAAGAAAUUAUUAACAGUGUGAAAGGCUGUGGGAACUGUUCAUGCUGAAUAGGAUCUGGAUCUUGUAUAGUAGGUUAAAAAUGCACAAGAAUACAGUGAAAUACAGCUCUUGUUUUUAAGUCAGCA